This is a messenger RNA of Erythranthe guttata (spotted monkey flower), 1921 nucleotides long. NCBI's taxonomy places the organism in Eukaryota, Viridiplantae, Streptophyta, Magnoliopsida, Lamiales, Phrymaceae. The record is from RefSeq and is a predicted model, not a curated record.
AUGUGUCCUGACACAUCUUCAAGUGCAAUCUAGUUGUUGUAUCUUCGUCAUUUCGAAGAUCUUGAGGCAGUGCGUACUUUCAGUUGGGGUAGUGCAAUUCUUGGAUAUUUGUAUCGUGAGCUAUGCACUAGGGCUUUACUUAGGAAAGUUGUGGAACAAGGCGACACUGUUGAGUUGGAUAAGAGGAAAUCUAAUCUAGGUGGUGCUCUUACUCUGUUACAGUGUUGGGCAUGGUCGAGGAUACCUUUACUCGCUUCAGCAAUACUACCAGUAGUAGAAGAUGAUCCCCGUCGGCUUGCAUAUCCUCACCCUCCUUACGGUGCACGGUAAACAUCUUAGUACUAAUAAUUUAUUCAUAUGAAGGUUAAUAUAUUGACUUAGCAAAUUUUCAUAUGAUAUAACAGUUGGAUCAGACCUACUAGUUACACUCGGUCCUUGCGAAACAAUAUACGUAUUUAUCGUACGACGCUUGAUCGGAUGCUCUGGGAUCAGGUUAUUUAUAAGUUAACUGCAAUUACGUUAAUGUUUGUGGUCUAUUUAACAAUAUAUUCAAAAAUAUAUUUUUUUCUAGUUUACAUGGAUGCCUUAUAGUGAACUAGACCUUGAGUUUGACGCUUUACUUGAGUAUCCUGAGAUAGUGCAUCCACAGUUUUGGUUGUCGAGUUGUCCCCUUAUAUUUUACGAGAGAGUUGAGAUGCAUCGUCCGUAUAGGGUGCUACGUCAGUUUGGGAGGAUACAAUAUAUACCACCACAUCCUACUGAUCACGAUAUUGAGAUUAAGUUGCAUUCUUAUGAUCGUCGAGGUGCAUGGGGUAGAGAUUGGGCUCGUUUUCACCGUAUCUAUGUUGAUAGAUGGCAUGGCCGACUUGAUUCUCCCGUUGACUAUCCAUUUAUUGAGUUUAGUGGGCCUCAGACAGAUCCAGGAUACUACGAGUGGUAUGAGAGGAACACACGUCGUUUGAUAUCACCGAUAGACAAUCUUGAUGAUAUCGGUUUUCAGGUCGGAGACCCGAUUUUACUGGAUCUUGUGGUCAGUAUUUUUCUCAAAACAACAAUUACUUUCGAUGUUUUUCAAUUUGUUUUUUCAGUUUUUUAAGUUCUUAAACUUGUAAUGCCCUUUAUUUCAGGGUAAUCAACUUAUAUCCAUGAGUCUUGCUGCUAGGGCAGUUUCUCGAGAUGACGAUCGGAUAUAUGAUCUGUAUCAGAACAACGCUACACGAAUGUAUGCAGCUGGGACUCAACUUCUACGUAGAGAUGGUGCUUCGUCCAGCUUACCUCCGAUACCUACCAUACCUCCUAUACCUUCUCCGCAUCGAGAUAGACGUACCAGAAGAAGGUCCAGCGCUGCCGAAAGAGCUACUGAAUUGGAGCAUGACGUGAGACAGACGAGAGAGGGGAACUAUUAUGCAUCUACAUCUCGGGUACCUCCAUCUGGAGAUAUUGCCGGUCCAUUUGCUUCUCAUACACCCUUUUAUGCAGAUGUUUCUGCGCAUGGAGGUAUGGACGAUUUUUUUACUUCACAGGGAUUUAUGGAUAUGUUCGGUGCGUCUACAUCUCAGGUACCCACAUUUACAGAUUUAGUUGGUCCAUCUACGAAUGAUUACGUUCCAGAUAUGCCAUGGUCCGAUUCUCUAGCUACCCCAUAUCCUCCUGCUAUUGAUAUUCGGUUCUCUUCAUGGGGUCCACAUUUGGAGCUCAAUUUGGGAUACUCAAGUCCCCAAGAGCGGAUCCGACCACAAUAUAAUGUUUCUCAUGUUCCAUAUCCACCGGAUGGCACCCAGUUUGUUGAUGAUGUACCGGCAGAUCCUGAAAUUCGUCGAGAUGGUAGGCCGCGUAGGACUAGACGGGCACUUGCAUGUGGCACUGGUUCACAUAGGCACUGACUUCAUAGUGCCAAUUUUAUUUUCUUGUACUCAUUUUG